Molecule: messenger RNA, 4207 nt
Organism: Micropterus salmoides (largemouth bass)
Lineage: Eukaryota; Metazoa; Chordata; Actinopteri; Centrarchiformes; Centrarchidae
Exons: 7
Coding region: 113-940 (275 amino acids)
Molecular function (GO): S-adenosylmethionine-dependent methyltransferase activity
Source: RefSeq, a predicted model, not a curated record
GUCAAUUCUGAUCACGCGGAAGCUUUUGCGUUGGCUUUGAAGUGUUGAAGAAGACAGUUCUGCAGCAAUACGCACCUUUGAAAUCAGCUGUUCACAGAAGCGUCAACUAGUUAUGGCUUACCGUCUGUUUGAAGGCAAGAAACACGUUUCUUCCUACUGGAAGUAUAGGAUCUCUCCACCAGACCAUCUGAUACAACAGGUGAUUGACUUCCUGGAAAAACAGAAAGGUCGUCCCUUUGAGCUGGCUGUGGAUGUGGGAUGCGGCUCAGGACAGGGGACAGUGCUGCUUGCCAAACACUUUGCUUCUGUGGUAGGGACUGACGUUAGUCCGGCCCAGCUGGAAGUGGCUGUGCAGCAGGCCAACAAGCCGAACAUUACCUAUAGACAGAGUGUGGCCGAGGAGCUGCCUUUUGCUGACAGCUCCGUGGACCUAAUGACAGCCAUGUCUGCCUUCCACUGGUUCGACCGACCACGCUUUCUCCAGGAGGCCCACAGAGUCCUGAAACCUCAUGGCUGCUUGGCUCUGCUCAACUACACCAUUGACAUGGAGCUCAGCUACCCUGACUGCUGCUCGCAUGCACUCAACCAAGUCUGCAAAGAGUUUUAUGCAGCCUUGCAACAUUACCGCAGUCCUCACCUUGGCCCCAGCUCUAUUGUGUUAUACCGGGAGGCCUAUGAAUCCAUCCCUUACCCUGACAAGGAGUGGCAGGAGUGUGUGUGGGUGAAAAUGCCCAUGCCUCUGUCCAGCUACAUGGGCUUGGUGGAGUCUUUCUCGAGCUAUCAGGCUCUGCUGAGAGAUGACCCGCAGAAAGCCACCAACCUCUCCCAGGACGUCUCUCAAAGGUUGAUGUCCAUAAUGAAGGUGACCUCUUUGGAGACAGAGGUGGUGGUGGCUGUUAAAUAUUAUUACCUUCUGGCCUGCAAACCUCAGGAAACCUGACUCCUGCCAGCACUAACAGUUUCAACCAAGCCGUGAAUGUGCAAGCCCCCCAGUAUUUGAUCAACUUUUCUCUGAGAAUGUUUUCUCUCUCUCUCAGGACAAGUUCGUGUGUUGGGUGUUUGUUACAUAAGCUUGAGCUCUCUGCUUUGCCUACAAAUGCCACUUAUUUGAAAGGAAUAGUUUUACACUUUAGGGAACGUGUUUAUUCGCUGUCUUGCUGAGAGUUAGAUGAGAAGUUAGAAACCACUGUCCAUCUAUUAAUCAAUCAAAAAAUCAUAUAAAAUAAUACUGUAUAAUAUAAUAUAAGCCUACCAGCUCCUCCAAAGCUCACUGAUUAAAACAUUAAGCCUAUAUCUUUUAUCUAAUUAAUCUAUACAAAAUUAUGAACAAAAUUAUAAACACACAUUUUGGAGAGGCCUUUUAUUGUGCACACCUGUGCAAUACCCAUGCUGUCUGAUCAACAUCUUGAUAUGCAACACCUGUGAUGUCGAUGGAUUAUCUCAGCAAAGGAGAGAAAGUCUUAGAUCUUUGAGUUCAGCUCGUGAUGAAGGGGGGCAAAAACAAAAGUGUUGAGUUUAUAAUUUUGUUCAGUGUAUGUAAUAUUAUACCUAUCAAACUAUUGCUUUAAAGUUACAGCAAAUACUGUUUGUUUAAAAAAACAUGCACAAAUAUGAUGUAUAUUUACUCUUCAAUAUCUGCAUCUAGCUUUCCUGUGCCUGCCUCUGUGCUGAUACUGUGCUUGUAUGUUUGCAUCAUAUUACUGAUUUGUACACAGAAAACAUGUGUGCCUACAUGUAGUAUACAUAUAGUAGCUACACUUAAAUGUUGUAAAUGACUUCCCCACUGUGAACAAGUUUAGUGUGUGGAGAAGUCUGUCUUACAAAAUACCACUAGAGGGAGGCAUUUGAUAAAAAGUUUAUUAUUGGCACUUCAUGUGGUAUAUUUUAUGGGUGGAGUGGUGGAGGAAGUAAACAGAUCCUUUUCUUAAGUAAAAAUACUAAUACCACUCAUCGGUAUUAGCAUAAGCUUUUUGUAUGCUUUGUUUGCAAAGGUAACUAGUUACUAAAGCUGUUAAAUAACUGUAAAAAGUACAGUAUUUCCCUCUGAAAUGUAGUGGAGUAGAAGUAGAAAGUGGCAAAAUGACUCUGCAGUACAGUUACCUCACAUGUGUACUUAAUUACAGUACCACUUGGGGCUUUCACAUCAACAUAUUCAUGUAUCACACACACAAAGAUAUUGUAUAUAACAAUCAUGCCAUGCUGUGUGUCUUUUUUCUAAACAAUACUGCCACUUUCUUGAAUCGUCCUGUGGAGUAUUUGAGUGACGAGAGGCAAGAGUGCACUGUGUUGGUGUCAGAGCUGAGGCAAACUCUGCUGCUUUCUGCUGCAGAGAAAAGUCAGGCAUGAGGAAUGAGACUUGUCAUCACUCUGAGACAUCCUCAAACUUUCUUGUCAGGCUUGAAUGUCUCAUCAGAAGCAGGGCUCCUUCACAGUCAGCCUUGAAUGUUAUUUCUUCAGGCUGUCCUUCUGAUUCCUACGAUUCUUGUCAUCUUCACUCGCUUGACAGGCAAUUCUAAGGCUACAUUUACACAGAAAGGGUCGGACUGUUAGCCCGUAUCGAUUUAUCUUAUCUGCUGUUUACACCUACUCUUAAAUGUGAAUCAUAUUCAAUUAUUGUGGUUUAUAAAAGUGGUCUGCAUGUGCAGGUGAAUGAGUACAGUAUUUCCCUCUGAAAUUAUAACAUUACAGACAACUUUUUAGUCAGAGGAUCACUGAAUAAGUAAAUUUGGCUGCUCUCAGUAACCACAUUUAGUCUGAAUUUAGGUUUGGAUUUAUACUUUUCUUCAUCACUUUUUUUUAUGUUCUCACAGAUUUCACACCUUUGUCCACAUGGCCUUAGACGACUCUACAGCUUAUCUGUGACAGCUAUUGUCUUCUCAUCUGACACUUUAGCACAGGAGCACCAGAAUACUCCUAUUGUAAGAUAUCUUCUUCUGCACAAAUACGUCAUUUAUUGUAAGUGGUGAUUCCUGUAAUUCUUCAUCCUCAUUAGUCGUGUGUGUGAUGCUUGCCAUGGUCACGUCAAUGUAAUGGCAUCCCCCCUCUGUUUUCACACCAAUGUGGAAAUGCUCUUGGCAACCCUUUUUCCACCACUGGAAGAUCUGCUGUGACAGAAUUCUGCACUUUUAUUCUUCAUCUUUCUCACAAACAGAACCAUGCAAGAUGACUUUACCUGUGAGGUCCGGCCUCUGUUUUGGCUUCUGAAUCUCAGUCCGUGUUGGGGACAUUUGUUACAAACACACAUUUUAGUGUUGGCAGUGCGGAAGUGUUCCGCCUUCAGUCGUUUUAGUGCUAUUGAUAGCUGCAGGCAUGACUUGAGUCCAUGACCUGAAUCUGACUGAUGCAGGUGUUCUGAGUGGGCAUGUUUGCAAGGCAAAUCUGAGCCUUUUAUCUGUUGAGCUGUAUGAUUCAUUCAUAUCUCCAACAAACUGUGUGCUAUUAUCUGGAAGAUCAUUGAUGGGAAACAUUACUCAGCACACGUUCUGCUUCAAGUCAUUUGUAACCUGUUUUUGAAAUGUCUUUUCAUGAUGGGAUGCUCCCUUUUAAAAUACAGUGGAUCAGUCUGUCUCAGACUUCACUUUUAUACACUGACACGCGCACGCACGCACACACACGCAUGCAUGCAAUGCAGUGUUAUAAAACAGGAGUCACAUACAACCCCAACGUCCGCCACAAAGGAUUAUCAACCAAGCACUCAUAUUUGAAUAUACAAAUAUGAGUUAAAACUCAUUUGCAUACUCAUUUGUAUUAGGCACAAGAAAUGUCUUUCCUCCUCCUCCCACAUUCAAAUUGUGUCUAUCAGAGAGAGAGUGAGAGAGACUUGAAAUAAUGUUUCUCUGUGACAGAAGCAAAUAGCCUUCAAUGAUGCCAGGCUGAUAGUAAGGUGUUUGCUCGGUACAUUCAGAGCAUACAUUCAGAGCGAGUUGGACUGACUUCAAACCAAACGAACUGUCAAACAGUGAGCAUGUCGGGUGUGUCUGCUAUACAGAUGUUUCAAUCCCUUCAUUGAAAGUGCUCACUGCAUCUGUGCUAAAACUAAAAGCCCAACUUGACUACUGUGGACAUUGAAACAUGAAAGAAACAUUCCGAAUAAACUUUAUUUAAACGUAAUGAUAUGGCACGAAGUGAAUAAUACUCAUGUCACUCAACUUUUGCAUCAACAAAGCGGAUAUUCUAAUAAAUUUCAAUAAAAAUGCUUUCCCUGGUU